This is a messenger RNA of Hydra vulgaris (swiftwater hydra), 900 nucleotides long. The record is from RefSeq and is a predicted model, not a curated record. NCBI's taxonomy places the organism in Eukaryota, Metazoa, Cnidaria, Hydrozoa, Anthoathecata, Hydridae.
AUGUCAUUAGUUUUACGAUUUGUUGAUAGUGAUUUCAAUAUCAGAGAAGACUUUAUUCAAUUUAUUUAUUGUAGUGAAGGAGUUAAAGGAAAAGAUUUGUUUAAUGUUCUUUUAAAUUGUGUAAGCAACUUAAAUCUAGAUAUAAAAAACUGUAGGGGUCAGGGAUAUGAUGGAGCCAGUUCUGUCUCUGGGUAUAUAAAUGGUCUUUCUGCUCAGGUUCUCAAUAUAAAUUCAAAGGCUUUGUAUACACAUUGUCAUAGCCAUCGACUGAACUUAUCAUUUUGUGAAUCGUUUGUGACAACACGUGUCUUUGAUUUUACUUUACCUGUUACUCGGUUACUGCAAUCAAAAACUAUUGAUAUCUUAGACGGUUUGCACCUUAUUACAGCUCUUAAAAAUACAUUUAUUUCCAUCAGAAACGAUAUAGAUAGUUUUCAUAAUAACUGCUAUAAAGCAGCAUGUUUGCUUUCAAAGUCUGUUUCAGAUUACUUCAAAAGAGCUGUUACUAUCCCUCUUAUAGAUCAUGUAUCUACAUCUAUAUCUACAAGAUUUAAAUCAGAAACUGUAACUGCAUAUAAAGGGUUAUCAAUUAUUCCAUUUAAUAUUAUUUCUUUUCUUAAAAGACCCAAAACCCAAUUGUGUUGGAGGAAGCAGUUUGAAACAUUCUGUGAUUUUUAUAUAGAUGAUUUCCCUAAUAUCAGUGCCUUGAAUGGGGAACUAGUUCUUUGGGAAAAAUACUGGGAAAGUUUCUCUGGGACUAUUCCUGACAAUAUAUCUUUAACUCUUAAAUCGAUAUCAUUUCCUGGAUUUGAAAAUGUUAAGAUAGCUUUAAGGAUAUUUGGGACACUUCCUGUUACUUCAUGUGAGUGUGAGAGGAGUUUUUCUGUUAUGCGUCGGUAA